GCGCGCUCCAGUGAGUCAGUUCGUCCAAGAUGGCGACGCCCAGUGAGCUGUCUCUCGAGGAGAUUCGCAACUAUCUGCUGGAAAACGGGGGCACGGCGCGCAAUCACGACCUGGUGAAGCAUUUCAAGCGGUUCCUGACGGACCCGGAGACGCGAGUCGAGGCGAGGAAUCGUUUCAAGGAGUACGUCAAUAUCCUGGCCACCAUAAAGAACGAGGAGGGUGAAAAGUACUUGGUCCUCAAGAAGAAAUAUCGGCAACCCUUCUUAGACCUUUCGCCCCCUAAGCAAGUGGCAUCUCCCGUGGCCACCCCCGAUUUAGCUACUCCAGUUUCUCCUUUACGCGAGCCUCCACCUUACCGGCCGCCACCCCCCGCGCCCCUCAGCCCGUCCUCGAGCAGUUCUUACGCGAGCCUCGAAGAGAGUGCGUCGCCGAUAUCUGUGCGCGAAAAAAAUGACGACUCGGAGUCUGUCGGAGUGGCGUCGGUGUCAUCGCCACCUGUUCCACCACGUCGCAAAAGUCAGGACAAGCUCAAGGUGGAGAACAAGGAAAACGUCGACAGAAACCGGAACAGCACUUCGGAAGCCGUUAUAAAGGAGAAUGAAGCAGUUACGACAACGAAUCCUUCCUCGGCUGAACAGCUCAGCGUUCGUGAACGAAUGCAACGUUUCAAUCGAAUGGCUAGCGAAACCGAUCUUCAUGCCCGUCCUAACGAAACGACUGUUCCUGCCAGAAAACGAACGGAUAAGGGCGCCGACGAGGAUGACAGCGCUUCCGUUGCCUCGCAACUGGACGGAAAAUCGCGGGAGUGGCUGGUCAGAGCGGCGCAGGGAGACUAUCAGGCGUUGGCGAAGCUCGCGGCCGAGGAACCUCGUCUCACCAGGCUCAAGGAUCCGACUUCCGGCUAUACGGCUUUACACUGGGGCGCCAAACACGGGGACGAGAACAUCGUUAAAUUAAUAGCAGGCACCUACAGAGACUACAUCAAAAGUGUCAAUGAGACCACGAAUGGGGGCUACACGCCGCUGCAUAUCGCCAUGCAAUUCGGCCACGAGAACAUAUUCAACCUCUUAGUUCAAGUAUACGGCGCGAAUCAGGACAUACGUGAUUACAGCGGUAGGAAAGCCAGGCAGUAUCUGGCCUCGCAAGAGGCGGCAGUCAGUCAGGACACGUUUCACAAAAUAAAAGCAAGGAAAAAGCAUGCAGAGAAAGAUCUUGGUUUCCUACGAAUUGGCUCGUUGAACGUUCGCGUGAAACGUACGACGGAAGCCUUCAGCCAGUUCCUGGGUGUGGCAACCAGCAGUACGGCUAGCAGCAACAACGAGAAGAUUCAUAAAUCGUGGGGAUCCGCGGAUAACGUACAGCUGGAACAGAAGCUGAUGCCGCCGCCGAGGUACGCGCCCAUCAAGAAGCGCAGGAGCAGGCGUCCGCAGGACUUCGGCUCGUCGCAGGAACAGCAGCAGGUUGCCAGUCAGCCGACUACUCCGUUGCUGGAAGGUAAGAUCAGCCGACCGAACCGGGCCGUUCAGCGUCGACCGAUAUCCACGACGUCGGUCAGCUCCAGUUCCAUCGCCUCCGGUAGCCUUCAGCAGAACGAUUCCGACUCCGACACGGCGUGCGGUUUCGAUUCCGCGUGGCGAGGAUCGGACCAGCUGUAACUAGUCUAAUUCGUUAUCCUAAAUACCGUCGGCUUAUGCUUAUUCGAUUGCACAAGGCGUAGGAAAGCUUCGAUCAGAAGCUUCAGCGACAGUAGUUGAAGACUGCCUUUCCAGGUAGCAGAGUGACAUUAUAUGACGUAUUAAUAACGCCCUAAUGUCUCUAACGUCAAUAUGUCAUUAAGACGUCUUUAGAUGUCAUCUGCCUGGGUUCUGGAAAUUCUUUAAAAUGGCGGCGGAACCGAGCCUACGUAUAUGAUUUUCAUAUUGAUUGCGCACACGUUAAUGGUUUUUCAACACACGAAAUGACAUAAAAGAUAUUUUUUUGAUUAAAUUUGUAAACUUUCAGAUUGUUCUAUUUUGCAGGAUUUAAUUGUAAGAACACAAAAAGGCUGGUAAUAAAGAGUGGAUACUUCAAAUAUAGUUUCUUCAGUUUUUAUCGCGUGAUUCAAAUCUCAUUUUCUUCAAUAAAAUCAUUAACUUAUCUUCAAUAAGUUCAGUUCAUUAUUGUUAAAUAAUUUUGCUUUUUUGAUUAAAAAAAUUAUUUGAUGUCGUAUGUGAUAUUGUCACUCUUUCUUAUUUCAGCCGAAAUGCUCAAGCUUAAUUUCAAAUACAUUUUGUACAUAAAAAUAAACGCAUAUUUCUUUGUAUAUUUAUAUUUUUAUGUAGAAAUAUAUUUUACAAGCUGCGGAGUGUAAUUUAAAAAUGUUUAAUGUUGCGCUUACGUAUCGUGUGAGGUAUUUAUAGGAUAAAUUUUUUUAUACAUACGUUUCAAGAUAUGUACGCAAUUUUUAACUUUGCAUUUAAGACAUUGUUGUAUAUAUUACGCUAUCCGUAUGUUGGCAUCCUAUAUCUAAAAUCUUUAGACACUUCGAUGCUCAUUGUAUAAUAAAUCAAUGCUUAAAAAUUAUUUUAUUAAAUAAUGGAGAAAAUUUUUCAACAUAUAUUUAAUAAGAAAUUUUUAACCAUUGUAUCGUUAAUAAGCAUAUAAGGCGACAAUUAUUUAUAUCCUACUUUGUACAAUUUAAGCAAUAAACAUCACAUUCGAGAUUA
Temnothorax curvispinosus is the source of this 2705-nucleotide messenger RNA. It is a transcript of the gene sowah, whose product is annotated as ankyrin repeat domain-containing protein SOWAHB. Lineage: Eukaryota; Metazoa; Arthropoda; Insecta; Hymenoptera; Formicidae. The record is from RefSeq and is a predicted model, not a curated record. The transcript is spliced from 15 exons. Gene Ontology annotation, molecular function: protein binding. Bases 30 to 1655 code for a protein of 541 amino acids.